Molecule: messenger RNA, 2317 nt
Organism: Manis pentadactyla (Chinese pangolin)
Lineage: Eukaryota; Metazoa; Chordata; Mammalia; Pholidota; Manidae
Gene: CDSN
Product: corneodesmosin
Exons: 2
Coding region: 113-1567 (484 amino acids)
Biological process (GO): cell-cell adhesion; skin morphogenesis
Molecular function (GO): protein homodimerization activity
Source: RefSeq, a predicted model, not a curated record
CCGCCUCCCCUCCCCUCCCCACAGUGACUCCUGCCCAGAGAAUGUCCAGCCCUGGCAUAAAGGCCCUGGGUGUCCACAAGCUGUUGUCAGUCGGAAGGCUGCACAGUCCAAGAUGGUCUCCUCGAGGGCACCUGGGAUGGGGCGUGUGGGAGGGCAAGGGUUGACGGUGGUAUUGCUGCUGGCUGGUCUCCUCCUGCCAGGGACCUUGGCUAAGAGCAUCGGGACCUUCUCAGACCCCUGUAAGGACCCCAUGCAUGUCACCUCCCCUAAUGACCCCUGUCUCAUUGGGAAGGGUGGCUCCAGGAGUUUCAGCAGCCACAGUAGCUCCAGCAGUUCCAGCAUCUCCACUGGCUCCAGCAGAUCCAGUGGCUCCAGUGGCUCCAGUGACUCCAGUGGAUCCAGUGGCAGCUCUGGUGUAUCCAGUGGCAGCUCCAGCGGAUCCAAUGUUGCCCAGGGUGGUUCUUCCAGAUCUUUGAAACUUAAGCCAGGAUGGGGGUAUUCCCAGAUGAGCUACUCCUCCGGAUCUGGCUCUAGUCUACAAGAUGCAUCCAGCUACUCGCAGUCCGGCAGCAGCAGUUCCCAGUCAGGCUCCGGCUCCGCUCUACCAAUGAAUGAUGGUUCUUCCCCCUUUGUAAUAAGCUCUUCCCAGUCUGGAGGAGGCUCAAGCUCUUCCGUCUCCCAAACCUCUUGGGUGUCCAAUAGUGGAGGUCAAAGGGUCAGCUCUAACUUACGCCCCUGUGGUCCAGACGUCCCUGACUCUCCCUGCAGUGGGGGGCCUGUCAUCUCCAACUCUGGUCCCUACAUCUCCAGCUCCCACUCUGUGGCCAAGGGUCAAAGGCCAGUGGUGGUAGUGGUUGAGCAGCAUGGCUCUGGCGGCCCUGGACGUGUCCCCUGUAGUGAUGGGAGCCUUCCAGGCAAGCCCUGCCCCCCCAUCACCUCUGUAGACACAUCCUAUGGCAGCUAUGAGGUGGUAGGUGGCUCCUCUAACAGUUACCUGGCCCCUGGCCUGGCCCACAGUAAAGGCAAAAUCUACCCUGUGGGCUACUUCACCAAAGAUAACCCUGUCAGAGGCUUUCCAGGGGUCCCCUCCUUUGCAGCUGGGCCCCCCAUCUCCGAGGGCAAGUACUUCUCCAGCAAUCCCAUCAUCCCUAGCUACAGCUCUUCUAGUUCUGACAUCUACCAGUCGGGGGCUUCCCCUGCCAUUGUGUUUCAGCCAGUGGGCUCCGGAGGGGUCCAGCCCUGUGGAGUUGGCUCCUCAGGUUCUAAGGGGCCCUGCUCGCUCCCAGGCACUGGCCCCUUCAGUGGCAGCUCCAGCUCCCAGUCGAGUGGCACAAUCAUCCUUCAACCCUGUAGCAGCAAGUCCAGCUCUUCCAGCCACCCUUGUAUUUCUGUCUCCUCCUUGACAUUGAGUGGGGGUCCUGAUGGUUCACCCCAACCCGAUCCUUCAGCUGGUGCCAAACCCUGUGGAAAGUUCCCCUGCCGCUCCAUCCGGGACAUUCUGACCCAAGUCAAGCCUCUGGGGCCCCAGCUAGCUGACCCUGAAGCUUUCCUACCCCAGGGAGAGUAACUCAACAGUCCAUAAGUCAGCUUUUGUAUACUCAUCUUUGUGGGAAUACACACACACACACACACACGCAUGCACGCACGCACACAAGCACGUGCAUGGGAGAUGUUCCGGGGCCAGGCAUGGGGUAAGGUCAUUUUCCUUCCCUCCUCCCUCCCAAGAAGGCUGCUCUACUUCUAUGGCUGCAAUAGGGCAGACUUCCCCUCAUCACCUCUUUUUUCUUUCUUCCCUCAUUCUCUCUACUGCUUUGAUUCCCAUGCUACCACUCAUUCCCAGAUAACCACUCCCUGAAAUUUCUUUUGCCAUUACUUUGAGAUGGAACAGUUCAUCACCUAACCCCACCCACUCAGAUUCUUGACUGGGAAAACCCUGAAACAGCCCAGAGUAACUCUGAUUCCUAGACAAGUCAUCCUCUCCUCUCCCUCUUUGCCAAAUAAACUACAGUCCAAACUGUUGUCUGAAAACAACUGCUUUUCAUUGACUUUGCAUCUGGUCAACCACCGUGAUACACCACUGGGUUCUCACACUCCCAGCUCCACUCCCACCCUCCAUCACAGAGACCACCACACCCUCUGUGAGUUCCCAACACUCCUCCUUACCUCUCGGGGUCUCCUUCUCAGUCCCCCUUCCCGGCUGCCACUUCCCUUAAUGCUCAGACACUUCCCUGUGUGAGGGAGACACCAGGGCAUCUGUGGAGACUGGGUGCUUUCUCUGGAUCCCGAACAGAUGGCCCAAUAAACUGUGUGAACCAGG